UGGCCCCCUGAGCUAGGCCUAGACUCCACGAGGGCCCGAGGGGCGGGGCGCCGGCUUCAGUACACUGGGUGGGAAGGGACAGUUUUCAAGGUGGAUAUUCCCAACUCCCCCGGGGGCGGAAAGCGGGGAUGCUCCCCCAGCCGCAAAUCCGAGAAGAAAACAUCUAACGAAGAUGAAGACUGCACCAGUUCUUGGGCCGUGAAGUCUCCCAACUGCGUGGCCUUUGUAGCCUGCUCAGGCAACUACGGGGAGAAACAGCAAAUCAAGGUUAUGAGUUUAAACCACCCGUCUGCCAAUUCCAGCGCCUCCUGGUCCGACCGCUCAGGGUCCCCCACUCCGAAGCGCUCAACAGGAAAGCUUCAGUGUUUGGACCAGCGAGAGCCCGAGAGCGAGAAGCACGAACACGAACACGGCUAUAAAAAGAGGAGAGCCAGAGAGGGCAACGCUAGCAAUACGGUUCACUCUCUGUGGCUGGGAACAUCUUCCACCAUGGCCACCUCAGCAAGUUCCCACUUGAACAAAGGCAUCAAGCAGGUAUACAUGUCCCUGCCUCAGGGCGACAAAGUCCAGGCCAUGUAUAUCUGGAUUGAUGGUACUGGAGAAGGACUGCGCUGCAAGACCCGUACCCUGGACUGUGAGCCCAAGUGUGUGGAAGAGUUGCCAGAGUGGAAUUUUGAUGGGUCUAGCACUUUCCAGUCUGAAGGCUCCAACAGUGACAUGUACCUUAUCCCUGUUGCCAUGUUUCGGGACCCCUUCCGCAAAGACCCCAAUAAACUGGUGUUCUGUGAAGUUUUCAAGUAUAACCGGAAGCCUGCAGAGACCAAUUUAAGACACACCUGCAAACGGAUAAUGGACAUGGUGUGCAACCAGCACCCCUGGUUUGGAAUGGAGCAAGAAUAUACUCUGAUGGGGACUGAUGGCCACCCCUUUGGUUGGCCUUCCAACGGCUUUCCUGGACCCCAGGGUCCAUAUUACUGCGGUGUGGGAGCAGACAAAGCCUAUGGCAGAGAUAUUGUAGAGGCUCAUUAUCGGGCCUGCUUGUACGCAGGAGUCAAGAUUACGGGGACAAACGCUGAAGUCAUGCCUGCCCAGUGGGAAUUCCAAGUAGGACCCUGUGAAGGAAUCUCCAUGGGAGACCAUCUGUGGGUGGCCCGUUUCAUCUUGCAUCGCGUAUGUGAAGACUUUGGAGUGAUAGCAACCUUUGAUCCUAAGCCCAUUCCAGGGAACUGGAAUGGUGCAGGCUGCCACACUAACUUCAGCACGAAAGCCAUGAGGGAAGAGAAUGGUCUGAAGUACAUUGAGGAGGCCAUCGAGAAACUAAGCAAGCGGCACCAGUACCACAUUCGAGCCUAUGAUCCCAAGGGGGGCCUGGACAAUGCCCGGCGCCUAACUGGAUUCCAUGAGACCUCCAACAUCAACGACUUUUCUGCUGGUGUAGCCAACCGUGGUGCCAGCAUCCGCAUUCCUCGGACUGUUGGCCAGGAGAAGAAGGGUUACUUUGAAGACCGUCGCCCUUCUGCCAAUUGUGACCCCUUUGCUGUGACAGAAGCCCUCAUCCGCACAUGUCUUCUCAAUGAGACUGGCGAUGAGCCCUUCCAAUACAAAAACUAAGUGGACUAGACGUGCAGCCAUCGAGCCCCUCCUAGUUCUUUGCCUUCCUCCAGCUCUUCCCCGUCUUCCAGUUGUCGUACUUGUCCCCAUUGUAACUCAAAGGGUGUAAUAUCAAGGUCUUUUUACUCCUCGUGCUCAGUUAAUUUUGCUUUCUUUGGCCAGGAUAAGAGGGGUCGGGUUCUCACCCACCCGCUCUGUCCCUAUCACGGAAACUUUCUAAUGCAUUAGUUGGGACACGGAUAGGGAAACUAACCACUCUCCCCCUCAAGUGUGCCUGUUCAGUAGGUGUAGCUAUCCAGAUGGAGCAGAUGUGUUUGCGAAGCAGCAGAGGGGAGGAAGAGAUUUUUAUUCUUCAGGGUAGCUGAAAGGGGAAAGACCUGAUAUGGGUUAAGUGAGGUUCUCUUGAUGGGAAGCUCUAUUUUCGAAGGUAUAAGUAGAAAUUAGAGAAGGAAAUGUAGUUGAGGAUCAGGGAGGAUUGCCCUUCCUCGGUUUCUUGCUACAAUGCUCCCCUAUUAGCGCUCCACUCCCCACCCCUAUGAACACAAAGCUGAGUAAACUGAUGGAUAUCCCUACCUUCAAAGAAAAAGUCCUUAACCGCUUGGCCCUCCAUUUAUAACAAAGCAGAGUAGUAUUUUUAUAUUUAAAUGUAAAAACAAAAAAAGUAUAUAUGGGUAUGUGGAUAUGUGUGGGGUUUUUUCUAAAAGGAGGAAAUCAUCCUGGUCACUGGGUGCCAAGUUGGAUUCAGAAAUAAGGAUCUCCUUUUGGAUAGGGGUAAUGUGGCUCCUAGUCCUUCCUUAACAAGGUUGUCUCCACCCUGCUCACCCUUAUGCAGAAGGAGGACACUGGACAGUUAGCAGGUGGAUACACAGUCCUGGCCAUCACCUGAGCCUUGUGGCUGAGUUUAGACAUACCUGUCCACAGCUGAGUUUAGAAGUGUGCAUUGGCUGGUCAACUUGAGCAUGUCACUGACAGGUACAGGAGUUCUCUUCUGGUGGGGCUAGCAUGUCACUAAAACAGGCCUUUUGAUAUAAAUUUUUUUAAAGCAAAAGUUUAGAUUUUAAUCAAAUUUCUAGGGUUUUUAAGCAUACUUUUACAGAAUUGCCUGUUUGCUUCUACUGUCUCCUUCCACUCUGUUCUUGGAGUUGGGGACAGGACUAGAUAGAGUUAAAACACUUGUAAUUUUGUAUCCUAAUGUCUUCCCAAUAUAGAAUGUUCUUUUCUUGUUUCUUAAGGAGUUGUUUCUUUUAAAAUAAACCCCACCUCCAUUCCUA
This is a messenger RNA of Fukomys damarensis (Damara mole-rat), 2882 nucleotides long. It is a transcript of the gene Glul, whose product is annotated as glutamate-ammonia ligase. The record is from RefSeq and is a predicted model, not a curated record. NCBI's taxonomy places the organism in Eukaryota, Metazoa, Chordata, Mammalia, Rodentia, Bathyergidae. The transcript has 7 exons. Gene Ontology annotation, molecular function: glutamine synthetase activity. Gene Ontology annotation, cellular component: cytoplasm. The coding region runs from base 271 to 1611 and encodes 446 amino acids.